CGUACACACACACACGUACACACACAAGCCCGUCGAUGAGGCAGCAGCAGGAGCAGCAGAUCAUGGCGGAUGGCCCCCGGUGCAAGCGACGGAAGCAAGCCAACCCGAGGAGGAAAAACGUGCUAAACUACGAGAACGUAGUGGAGACCGGAUCCGAGACGGACGAAGAAGACAAGCUGUUGGUAUCCGAAGAGGACGGCUUACUGAACGGCGCCGCCAGUCCAGCCAGCCUGGCCAAUCACGAGCCGGCGGCUCCGCUAUCCCCGAGACUGGGCCACACCCUCAUGACGAAAGUGGACGACGAGGAGGACGAGAUGAGGGACAGCGGCGUGGAGCACGUGUGGAACGAGAGCGACAUUCUGAGAAGCUCUGUCGAUGGUACAGAUGAACUGAAGGACGAUUUUGACAGCAUGGUCCCUGACGCAGCUUUACAACCCAUAGGGAAUGGUACAGUGAAGAGAAUGGACUGCACAGCCGAGUUCGAGGAGUUCUUCGCUAAAAGGAAGAUGGCCGACAGCGAGAGCCAUGUGGUUAGCAUCGCUGAAUAUUUGCAGCGUGCCGACACGGCCAUCAUCUACCCCGAGGCUCCGGAGGAGAUCGCCCGCCUGGGCACACCCGAGGGCCCCGGGCACGAGGAGAACGACCUGCCACCUGGAACUCCAGAUGCUUUUGCCCAACUGUUGACCUGCCCCUACUGCGACCGGGGUUACAAGCGCUUGACUUCCCUGAAGGAACACAUCAAGUACCGGCACGAGAAGAACGAGGAGAACUUCGCCUGCCCUCUGUGCAACUACUCCUUUGCUUACCGCACUCAGCUGGAGAGACAUAUGGCCACACACAAGCCUGGACGAGAUCAGCACCAACUGCUGAACCAGGGAGCUGGCAACCGCAAGUUCAAAUGCACAGAAUGUGGCAAGGCCUUCAAAUACAAGCACCAUCUGAAGGAGCACCUGCGGAUCCACAGUGGGGAAAAGCCGUAUGAAUGCCCAAACUGUAAGAAGCGAUUCUCUCACUCUGGGUCCUACAGUUCUCACAUCAGUAGCAAGAAGUGCAUUGGCCUGAUCACAGUUAACGGCAGGAUGAGGAACAACAUGAAGCCCGGCUCCUCUCCAACCUCCGCCUCCUCCUCUCCAACCAACACUGCCAUCAGCCAGCUAAGACACAAGCUGGAAAAUGGCAAGCCCCUCGGCCUCCAUGAGCAGUCCAAUCACCUCAACAUUAAAUCGGAACCACUGGACAUCAACGACUAUAAGCUGAUAAUGGCCUCACAUGGCUAUGGUACACCAGGCCCCUUCCUGAAUGGUGGGCUGAGUGGAGGGAGCCCACUAAGUGCCCCUAACUCCCAGAGUCCCCUCCAGCACUUAGGGAUGAGCAUGGAAGGACAAUUGCUGGGGUACCCGUCUUUAGGGAACAACCUAAGCGAGGUGCAGAAGGUGCUUCAGAUAGUAGACAACACAGUAUGCCGACAGAAGAUGGACUGCAAGCCAGAGGAACUUUCCAAGCUGAAGGCCUACAUGAAGGAGCUGGGCUCCCAAAUUGAGGAGAAGAAACCAGGGCUGGGAUCACCCGGGGGCCCCCAGACAGGUCUUCCAGUCAUCAGCCACAAUGGUGCAACCAAGAGCAUCAUUGACUACACACUCGAGAAGGUCAAUGAAGCUAAAGCAUGCCUCCAGAGCUUGACCACGGACUCUAAGAGACAAUUUAGCAAUAUCAAGAAGGAGAAGUCGAAUCAUACGAUAGAUUUAGGUACAGAGGAUAAGUUGCACGAGAACAACUUAAUGUUUACAUCCUUUUCUUGCCAGUAUUGCAAAGAAGCUUUCCCAGGUCCCAUUCCACUGCAUCAGCAUGAGAGGUACCUGUGUAAGAUGAAUGAAGAAAUAAAAGCCGUACUGCAGCCCAAUGAAAACAUCACGCCUAACAAGCAGGGCAUGUUCUCAGAGAAGCAUGCCCAUUUGUUCUCCCCAAUCAUCUCUGAGAAGGGCAUUACUAGCCCCAUCAACCCUUACAAGGACCACAUGUCAGUGCUCAAAGCAUACUUUGCCAUGAACAUGGAGCCCAACUCAGAGGAACUACUGAAGAUCUCUAUAGCAGUCGGCCUUCCUCAGGAAUUUGUGAAAGAGUGGUUUGAACAGAGAAAGGUAUACCAAUAUGCCAAUUCCAGAACACCACCUUUAGAUAGGAACAAUAUGGAGAUCGGUCUGCCUGCCACUAAUCACAUGCCCAAUAAGGACUCCAUGAACGCUCGUUCCCCUCUAUCUUUGGUCAAACCUAUGGACCGAAUGACGUCGCCCGCCACCCCCGAGCUACAUAACAACAUAAACAACUGUGACAUCCCCCUCAGGCUUUCUAAAACACCCCACUUCCCUGGCCCCAGGCAACUUGGUGAGAAGUUGGACCACUCCAGGAGCAACACGCCGUCUCCACUGAACUUGUCCUCCGCCUCCUCCAAGAACUCCCACAGCAGCUCUUACACGCCCAACAGCUUCACGUCCGAGGACCUGCAGGCAGAGCCACUGGACCUCUCACUACCAAAGCUCAUGAAAGAACCCAAACAUGUGCUUUCUGUCAAGAGCCGGCCCAAGCCCAGCAGUGUCCCCUUAGACCACAACCCCAUCACAUCACCCCGGGAACAUCUGGAAGAGCCACUCAAUCUUGCAUACCUGUCCAAGAAAGAGUUUGGGAGCCCCAAUGGUAACCUGGAGAAAAGCACUAGCCCCAUGUUUGGCAUUAACCCUUUCUCUGCCAAACCUCUGUAUACUUCCUUACCCCCUCAAAGUGCGUUCCCUCCAGCCACUUUCAUGCCCCCAGUUCAGGCCAGUCUCCCAGGUCUCCGGCCCUACCCCACACUUGACCAGAUGGGCUUCCUGCCACACAUGGCCUAUACCUAUGCAGCAGGAGCUGCCAGCUUUGCUGAGAUACAGCAUCGGAGAAAGUACCAGCGGAAGCCAGGGUUUCAGGGGGAGUUGCUAGACGCCACGCCAGACUAUCUCUCCAGCCUGGAUGACAUGACAGACUCAGACGCCUGUCUGUCCCGGAAGAAGAUUAAGAAAACAGAAAGUGGUAUGUACGCGUGUGACCUUUGCGACAAAACAUUCCAGAAGAGCAGUUCCCUCCUAAGACACAAAUAUGAGCACACAGGUAAAAGGCCGCACCAGUGCCAGAUCUGCAAGAAGGCGUUCAAGCACAAGCACCACCUGAUCGAGCACUCGCGCCUUCACUCGGGUGAGAAGCCGUACCAGUGCGACAAGUGCGGCAAGCGCUUCUCACACUCGGGCUCGUAUUCGCAGCACAUGAACCACCGCUACUCCUACUGCAAACGUGAGGCCGAGGAACGCGAGGCUGCUGAGAGAGAGGCACGUGACAAGGGGCGUCUGGAACCCAGCGAGCUCCUCAUGAACCGGGCCUUUCUUCAGGGCCUGACGUCACCCGGAUACCCCGAGCACCAAGAACGCGAUCCGAUCCUACGUGACGGCAUCAACGGCGGCACCAAAGAGCCGGACGGAACCUACGGCAAGCUGGGGCGCAGGGAGGACGAGUUCGAGGAGGAAGAAGAAGAGGAGAGCGAGAACAAGAGCGUAGACACGGAUCUGGACACGGCACGGGACGAAGAGGACAACGGCGAGCACUCGAUGGACGACAGCUCGCUGGAUGGCAAAACCAAAUCGGACCACGAGGACAACCCUGAGGACGGCGUCUAAUAAGACUACUGUGUUGUGUGUUCUGCAAGCUUCCCCUCCACGUCUUUUCAUUUCUGUCGGUUGACUUUUUUCUUUCGGUGGCCACCUGAACAGACGAGCUUCUGGAUUUGCGCCAGACUGAUUAAAAAAAAAAAAAAGAAAAAAAGAAAGAAAGAAUGAAUCCAGUCAGGGAGGGGAGGGGGAAACGGGUGAGAAGCUGCAUUAUGCAAAAAUGAAACAAAUGAAAUAUUGAAAUAUGUUUUUUUUUUUUGUUUGUUUUUGUUUUUUUUAAAAUGUACAGUAUUAAGGCCUAAAAACUAUGUGUGGUGCUACCAUCUUAAAAAAAAGAAACCCUGUGUUCCAUAGUAUUUAUAGCACAAAACUAGUAACUUGUACAAAAAAAAAAUUGCACUCCGCUUCUAUAAUCACUACAAAAAUAAUAAAAAAGUAUUGCCUAUGUAUAUUUAUAGUGUUGAAGAAAAAAAAAAGAAGAGGCUGCGGCGUGUUUGCUGCAGGUUGUCAGUAUUAUGAAUUCUCUCGCUCCCACUGUGCCCUUUGCCGUUCUUCACCCCGGUGUUUACUCAGCUAGCCACAUGUUUUUAGGCCUCCGCAAAAUUUUUACUCGACGUGAAAGGAACUUAAAUCGAUAGCGGUUCGGGGUUUUUUUUGUUUUGUUUUGUUUUUUUGAAGUCUUAAACAGACUGUGUAGAGGAAGUGGAACGCUCCAGAGUGGAGACAGACGAAGGAAGAAAAGGCAGUGUUGAAGGAGAAAGCCUUUGUAAAGUCAUUUUCUUUUAUAUUAGAGAAGAUUAAAGAAAAACGAACAAAAAAAAAAA
Hemibagrus wyckioides is the source of this 4513-nucleotide messenger RNA. It is a transcript of the gene zeb2b, whose product is annotated as zinc finger E-box binding homeobox 2b. The transcript is spliced from 9 exons. Gene Ontology annotation, molecular function: DNA-binding transcription factor activity, RNA polymerase II-specific; RNA polymerase II cis-regulatory region sequence-specific DNA binding. Gene Ontology annotation, biological process: regulation of transcription by RNA polymerase II; anatomical structure development. The record is from RefSeq and is a predicted model, not a curated record. The coding region runs from base 36 to 3698 and encodes 1220 amino acids. NCBI's taxonomy places the organism in Eukaryota, Metazoa, Chordata, Actinopteri, Siluriformes, Bagridae.